GGUUUGUCAGUGUGUCUUUGGUCUGCAGGAGCGUGCAUUGGUGCGGCUCAUUCGCACCUUGGUGUCGGAGCGAGGCGUACUUUCAAAGCCACCAGGAGCACACAGUGGCAGCAGCAGCAUCCACUAGCCAACUAGCCUGACCACGCAGGGACUCCAGAGUUUUCAGUUUAUUGGGGGGACAGACCGAACAAAGCCGCCAAGAUGUGUGACAUGGGAGGCCUCGAUAACCUGGUGCAAAACACUGCCUACCUGAAAGCCCAGGGUGGAGAUGACAAGGAGAUGAAAAAGCGGCGUCGAAGUCUGUCUCUGCCCAAGCAGGACCAGUUAGCAGCCGUCCGCGCUGAGGUUGACAAGAACUACGAGAGCCUCUGCGAACAACAGCCCAUAGGGAAGAAGUUCUUCCGAGACUAUCUGAAGCAGGCGUCUCCCGACUAUGUGACUGCUGCAACGUUCCUGGAUGAUCUGACGGAUUGGGAGCUGUCACUCCCUGGCCCUGCCAAGGACAAGCUCAAGACUAACAUCAUCAACACGUUCUGCAAGGAGGGCUCCAAGAACUACAUGGCUUUCUUGACUGGUGAAGCACUUGACAAAUGCAAAGGGGUGACAGAAAAGGACUUUGACGAGGUGAUGGUAACCAAAGUGCGAGCUGGCACCAGAGAGUACCUCAAGGGAACACCAUUCACGGAUUACCAGACCAGCCCAUUCUUUGAUAAGUUCUUGCAGUGGAAAGAAUUUGAGAAGCAGCCCAUCAGUGACAAAUACUUCUAUGAGUUCAGGACAUUAGGAAAGGGAGGCUUUGGAGAGGUAUGUGCAGUGCAAGUGAAAAACACGGGCCAGAUGUAUGCCUGCAAAAAACUGGACAAGAAGCGCCUGAAGAAGAAACAUGGUGAGAAGAUGGCUCUGCUAGAGAAGAAGAUUCUGGAGAAAGUCGCCAGUGAGUUCAUUGUAUGCCUAGCAUACGCCUAUGACACCAAGGAACACCUGUGUCUGACCAUGAGCUUGAUGAAUGGAGGAGACCUCAAGUACCACAUCUAUUUCAUGGGUGAAAAGGGUAUUGAGAUGGAUCGCAUUAUCUACUACACCGCCCAGAUCACCACUGGCAUCAUGCACCUCCACGCCAUGGACAUUGUGUACCGUGACAUGAAACCUGAGAAUGUGCUGCUAGACAGUCUGGGCCAGUGCCGCCUCUCUGAUCUGGGUUUGGCCGUAGAGUUGCCAGCUGGGAAAACCAUCACCCAGAAGGCUGGUACUGGGCAAUACAUGGCCCCUGAGAUUCUGACUGACAUCCCGUACCGGACAUCAGUGGACUGGUGGGCCCUUGGCAUCAGUAUCUACGAGAUGGUGGCCGGCUACACCACCUUCAAGGGCUCUCCGGACAAGAAGCCAGUGGCGGAGAAGGAGGAGGUUCAGAGGCGCAUCAUCAACGAACAACCUACGUUUGAGCACAAGAACUUUGACGCUCCCAUCAAGGAUGUCAUUACUCAGUUCCUCCAGAAGAAGAUUGAUGACCGCCUUGGCUGCAAAAAUAACUGUGAGGACCCCAGGAAGCACGAAUUCUUCAAGUCCAUCAACUUUCCACGUCUGGAGGCUGGUCUGACCGAACCCCCAUGGGUGCCCAAGCCCAAUGUUGUGUAUGCUAAGGACACUGGCGACAUUGCAGAGUUCUCCGAGAUCAAGGGCAUCGUGUUUGAUGAUAAGGAUAACAAAUUCUUCAAGGAGUUUUCCACAGGCGCUGUGGCUAUCUCUUGGCAGCAGGAGCAGAUCGCAACUGGACUCUUUGACGAGCUCAAUGACCCCAACCGGAAAGAGUCCGCAGCUGGUCUCGAUGAUGAGAAGAAAUCGGGCACCUGCGCACUUCUGUGAGGAGGGAGGGUUGUUGAUAUCUCCCCCUACCAACCACAAAUAAAUUCCACUUUGUUAUCAUUAACAAACAACAACGAAAGAUCUAUCCAAAGCAUGCAUGACUAAAAAUGGAGAUGCUGUGUGAGGGACAGGUGGCAUCCCAAUGGUAGGGCUGGGGUGUCUUAAAUAUGUUUCUGUCUUAAACACUGGCAGAUGCAGAACCACUGGGUUUGGGGAACUUUCUAGAACAGUCAUGUUAUGGUGGGCCGAGCCUCGUACAUCCAAAAAAAGUUGAAACAUCUUUUCCCGACAGUCUUGACUGUCUUGUAAAUAUAGUAGUUACCAUACAGGGACCAAGGUAAAUCACAAGGUUCUUAUGAGGAGAGUUAAUCACAGGAAUACUUUAUAUAUAUGGUGAAUAUUAUAUAUAUAUAA
Molecule: messenger RNA, 2277 nt
Organism: Clupea harengus (Atlantic herring)
Lineage: Eukaryota; Metazoa; Chordata; Actinopteri; Clupeiformes; Clupeidae
Gene: grk7a
Product: G protein-coupled receptor kinase 7a
Biological process (GO): regulation of signal transduction; protein phosphorylation; signal transduction
Cellular component (GO): cytoplasm
Molecular function (GO): rhodopsin kinase activity; ATP binding
Source: RefSeq, a predicted model, not a curated record